AUGGCGGGAGUUAUGUAUUAUAAUGAAAACGAUUCGUUAAGCACUCACAGUUUAUCUCAGUCCGAAGAGGAAGAAGAUGAAUACGAAAUGUUUGGGGGUGUGGUGGGCUACCAGUUCGAGUGCACAUGUUUAAGAUGUUUGCCCAUGGCUACAGUGACAGAAAGCUGCUGCUGCCUUGAACGACCUCAGAUAGUAAAGAAGGUGGAGGAGAACAUAGAUAUGUUUCCUGAAAAUGAACUGGUGUGCAUUACUAAGCACCCGGGCUUCAAGGCACUUCUAGGUGCUGGAGGUAGCAUAUCUACAGUACAAGCAGCAAUAUCAAGGAGAGGGCAUGGUCUCUGA
Lottia gigantea (owl limpet) is the source of this 342-nucleotide messenger RNA. RefSeq lists its product as hypothetical. The transcript has 2 exons. Lineage: Eukaryota; Metazoa; Mollusca; Gastropoda; Lottiidae. The coding region runs from base 1 to 342 and encodes 113 amino acids. The record is from RefSeq and is a predicted model, not a curated record.